AUGCCCGUCAAUGUGCCCAUCGACGAUCCUAAUGCCGACACUGAGUGGAAUGACAUCCUCCGCAAGCACAAAAUCAUUCCCGAGAAACCUCCGUCACCUACUCCCAUGAUCGAAGAAGCCUUAACCGAAGCCCGUAGACUCGCUCACGAGAACCGCCUGGAAGGCAAGGAGCUCGAUGAGCUGGCUGAGUUGGAAGACGAGGAAGAUGAGGACUUCCUUGAGUUCUAUCGUCAGAAGCGCAUGAACGAACUCGCUGCCAUCCGCUCAGCCUCUGUCUACAACCAGGUCUACCCGGUACAGAAGCCCGAUUGGUCGCGGGAUGUGACUGAAGAAUCAAAGAAGGCCUUCAUCUUCGUACUCCUUACAUCUUCGUCAGGUACGAAUGUCGAAUCGCGUCUGUUGAUCGAGAUCUGGCGCGAAUUGGCUACAAAGUUUGGAGACAUCAAGUUCUGUCAGAUCGAGGCCAACCUCUGUAUUGAAGGUUACCCGGACAAGAAUACUCCGACUGUCUUGGUCUACAAGGAUGGCGACAUCAAGCGCCAACUGGUAACUCUACGCGAUUUGAAGGGCGAUCGAACCACCAUCCGUGACCUAGAGGAUUUGCUUCGCUCUCUGGGUGCCGUUGACCCUAAUGAUUCCCGCCUUGGUCCUCGCCACCAGGAAGAGGCCCCGCAAUCCACUCUCAGGAGUGCUGGCCAAGGCGCUGGCCUUGGAAAUGACGAUAGCGACAGCGACUGGGACUAA
Messenger RNA from Aureobasidium pullulans EXF-150, 744 nucleotides. Its product is annotated as thioredoxin-like protein. Bases 1 to 744 code for a protein of 247 amino acids. The record is from RefSeq and is a predicted model, not a curated record. The transcript is spliced from 3 exons. NCBI's taxonomy places the organism in Eukaryota, Fungi, Ascomycota, Dothideomycetes, Dothideales, Saccotheciaceae. Gene Ontology annotation, cellular component: cytoplasm. Gene Ontology annotation, biological process: protein folding.